Molecule: messenger RNA, 8032 nt
Organism: Anarrhichthys ocellatus (wolf-eel)
Lineage: Eukaryota; Metazoa; Chordata; Actinopteri; Perciformes; Anarhichadidae
Gene: erich3
Product: glutamate-rich 3
Exons: 14
Coding region: 166-5694 (1842 amino acids)
Source: RefSeq, a predicted model, not a curated record
UGCAGCUUCAGUCCCUCUCAGCUGAAAACUCACCGACACACUUUAUACCAUCUCUGCCGGGGUCCUGUUGACUUUACAUCGGCACAGGUGUCUUCUGGAGAAUCCCGCGUCUAUUCUCACCUCAGAUACUGUUUGUUUUUUCACAGAGAGUUCGAGCUGAAAACCAUGAGUCACCUCAACCCAGGACUUCUUUCUGCCUACAACAGUCUCACAGACAGACAUCUGGCUGGAUACUUCAGCAACACUCCGAUCAGGAGACACCUGCAGAGAGCAGGGCUGAUCACCAGGAGUGGGCGUAUUGUUCCAGACAAGGAGUACAGACACAAGCUGGUCCAGAGAGCCCAUCAGAGACACGUUCGAGAAUGCCUGGCCCAGGCCAUUUUCCACAAGGUGCUGGAGAUGGAGCGUGUCCAUCAAAUAGAGAUCAAAAGGAAACUGGAGGAGUUUGCAAGGAGGGAAAGAGUGCAUAAGAUCAAAGUGGAGCGCUCUAAAAGGUAUGAAGAAGACAUCAUCCGCAUCCUGUCUCCACGCCCACCCACGGGUGCCAGGUGCAUCCGAAAACAACACUCUGGGCCAGAGGGGGAACACUCCGAAUCCUCCGAGUCCCCGGGCUCGUCUCGACCCAACACCGCUCCGGGGAAGAUGCAGAGGCCGGUGCGCCUGAAGCCGAUCCACAGUAACAGCACCACAGCUUUGCUCAGACGCAGCUUCCCUCACAGAGUCCUCGAGUCCUCCAAUGACAACGACCGGCCGUUCAACAGCACCAUGGACAAGGUGUCCCGGAGACGUUUGACCACAACAGAGGUCUCCCGUGGCAUCUCGCCCUACUGCCUCCCAGUCAUCAACAACUUUGUCACCCCAGUGCCUCCAUCCACGAAGAGGAAAGAGAGGGGAGCAAAGGUCACUCCGAGCGGCACGCUCAGAGGCCGCAGACUGCGUCCUACCACGGCCUCCAGCGGAGCGGACCUCAAUGAGGACCCCCCCAUGCUGAGGAGCUCUGUGCACCAGAGCGGAGUGUGUGUGAACAUGAUGUACUUCGGUAAAACGGUGCAUCUCUCCCACGACCUGACCGAAAUGAGGGACGAGGUCAAAGUGUUUCAGCAACACUGUGGAGGAGAGAACCUGUGUGUGUUCAAGGGAAAGCUCCGCGAGGGAGAGACUUUCCAGUUCACCUCAAGGCGACACCGAGGUUUCCCCUUCAGCUUGACUUUCUUCCUGAACGGGCUGCAGGUGGAGCGGCUGAGCUCCUGCUGCGAGUUCAAACACAGGAAGGGUCCCCGACUCGGUGGCAGGCACGGGCACUUUGGUUUCUGCAGCGUAGAGGGAGCCUCUCCCUGUUACAAGUGCAUUAUAGCAAUGGGAUUGGACAAGAAGCCCAGUCCUCCACCAAAGAGGGUGAAAGAAUAUGAAGGCAGAGAGGAGUCAGUCACCAGCCAUAAGGAUGCUCCUGAGAUGGAGACAGAGAGGAACGGAGACGAGGCUGCAUCCCAUUCAGAGUGUGAAAGCAGCCAACCACAGCACACCGAGACUCAAGUCACAGAAGAAACAGCAGCUGAGGAGGACAAAGUCAGAGAUGAUUAUGAGGAAGACUUUGAAGUAGACGAUGAGGGCCCUCCAGAAGACGUCAAGGCAAAGGAAAAGAAAUCCUCGUCUCCAUCUGGUGAAACUGAAAGGCAGAUUAAAGAGAACGACGCCUCUGAGAGCGAAGACGACGAGAGGGAUGAGGACAUUAAGUCUCAUUCAGGCUCCAGCUCCUCAGGCAGCGACCGGGAGGAGAGUGAUGCUGAAUCCACUAAAGACUCCAGAGAGGACGAGAAACCUAAAGAGGUCGAUCAGGAGGAGACUGUUGUUCCACCAGAUGACAAAAAAGAUGAACCAAAUCCAGAAGAAGCCGCUGCCACUGAGGCCGAGCCUGCUGUGCCUAAAGACUCAGACAUACAGGACAGUGCGAGGGACAGCACAGAGAGAGAAGUCUACGACACCGGCGUCCCCUCGGGGAACGAGAAUAAACAGAGUGGCGACACCUCUGGAGACAAAGAGGAGGAGAAAACAGUAGAGGAGAACCAACAGGAGGAGGAACAGGAGAGAGCCAAAUCUGUGCAGGAGAAGCUGGCAGAAGCCAUACUGAAGGAGUCCCAGUGCAGCUCAGAGCCCGAACUGAGCGACACCAGCACCGAGGAGGAGGAGUCCACAGAUAAAGGCCCUGAAAUAGACAGCAAGGAUGCAGUUGCAGUACGAUCUGUGACAUUUACAGAACAGCAACCGACCAUUGAAGAGGAGACAAAAUGUGAGGAAGGUGUUGUUGGUGAAACUGAAGAGGUGAAGGAUCACGACGAGACGUCUGAACCAAAAGAUCGGGAGAACGAAACCGAACAAGAGCCCCAGGAGAGCAGUGAUAGCGCUAAAGAUGAGACGGUCAAAGUAGAGGAGGCAGAUGAAAAGGCUUCAUCAGAAGAAGACAAAAACUCAGCAGAGAAUGAUAAACCAGAGCACACAGAAGAUACAGCUCUGCAUCCUGUAUCUGAAGAGGAAAUUAUUGAGGACGACAAGACUUCAGAACCUCAAGAAGAUGCUGCAGCUAAAUCCACCGAUGGUGAUGCUGAAGAGAAAGACGAAGAAAAGGAGGACAAAACUGCAGAGGAGGCUGACGAGACGGGGCAAGGAACAAAAAGCGGCGAGGCGGAUGAGUCAUCAGUGUCAGAGCCGAAUAAAAAGACUGAUGAGACAGCAGCGCCUGAUAAUGCGGAGGCGAUGACAGUGAGCGAGACAAUGGAGAUGAAAGCAGAGCCCUCAGAGGAGCGAGAGGCCCUCAACUAUGAAGAGGCACCUGUAACCGACACAGAGAAGAGGCAGGCGGGAGACAGCAAGGACAGAGACACAGCAUCAGAGACGGAAGUCACAGCGGAGAAUUCACGCAGCUCGUCGGAGGAGAGCGGAGACACCACAGUUGAUAAAACAGCAGAUUCAAGUGCAAAAGAUGUGGGCAGCAAAGAUGAUAUUAAAGAGGAGGAAGUGUCAGCAGUAGAGGAUAGUAAAGAUGACAAUCAACAACACGUGGGUGAUCUGGGAGAAGAGCAGACAGAAAAAUCAUCUGUGGAAAUAGAUGAUGAGGUAGAGGAGAAAUAUAAUGAGGAAGAAAAGCAAACAAAUCCAGAUGAGAAGACAGGAGGUGAAAAUAGAGAGGAAAGUGAAAGGGAGGAUAAAGACGAGACAGAAGAAGAAAAGAAUAAUGAGAGUAAGACAGAAGAAAGGAUAGAAAACAAGGAAAACAUUUCCGAGUGGACUAAAAGUGACUCAAACACUGAAGGAAAUGCAAAUGAAGAACAAGCUGAGGAGCACCACAGUGAAGAAGAAGUGAAGGUUGCAAAUGAAGAGAAUGCAGACAGUUCAGAAAAGACAGAGAAGGACGAAGAUGGCGAAUGUGCCGAGAAUAAAAAUGACGAAGAGGAGUCUGAAGAAAAGGGAGCCGCGACUGAUAAAACUAAUGAGUGUGGAGAGAUGAACUCGGCUGCUGAUGAAGAAAAGGAUGAUGAAGCAGAAAAGAAAGAGAAAGAUCAGAACGAGGACAAAGCGGAGAAUAAAGAUGAUGAAGAAUGUGAGGAGAAAAAAGUUGUAACUGAUAAGACCGCAGAAGGAGAAGAAAUAUCUGAGAUUCCAGAGGAAUCUGAGAAAAGCGGAGAUGCAGACUUGGAUAAGGAUAAUAUGAACAUAUCUGAGGAAAAUAGUGCUGAGUCAGAGGAUGUCAGUGACAAGGAAGCAGCAAAUGUAGCACAGGGGACUAAAACGGCUGAAGAGACGCCAAACAAUGCAAUGGAGGCUGAAGAUGUAAUGAAGGAAACUGAAGGAGGACCUGACAUCAGUGAAAAGGGAGAAGUUGAUGUUGAAAAUGGUGAAAUUUCUCAUGAGGAUGAGGGAGAGGCUCAAACCGAGGGCAAGGAUGGCGUGAAAACAGCAGAGAAUACCGAAGAAGAGAGAAAAACAGAGGAACCUGCAGAAGUUGAGAGCACAGAGAUCAAAGAAGUAACUGUGGAGUCUGGAGAUGGUGCUGAGGAACAUGAAGACGACAAAGUCGAUGACUCCGAUGUGGUACAAAGUGAGCCAGAGGACGGGAAUGAUGGUGUGGAGAAGCAAGAUGAAUCCAGUAAAAAUGAGUCGGAGCCGGAGACAUCUGGCACAAAAGUAAAAGAGGAAUCAAAAUCAGAUGACAGAGAGAACGGUGAAACAAAACAAGAUGAGGAUGGCAACAUUCCUGACCCUAAAAAUGAUAACACAGAUUCAGAUUUGAUGAAAAAGAGCGAUAACGUCCAGAGUGAUGUCAGCGAGGUCAUAGCUGCUUCUGCAGUUGAUCAGGCACAAUCUUCAACCCCCACCACUGUGGAUGCAGACGACACACCUCACCAGUUACACGAGUCCACUGCACCGUCUGACCCCAUGACCGACAAACACCCACACGCUGACGAAAACGCUGCUGCAGCUGACCUCUCCGCCGCCGACGGGGACAACGGAGCAGACGCAGAGGAGGCGAGCAAGGCCUCGGAGGAAGGAGCAAGUGUGCUGCUCAAACCUCAAGCGCGGUCGUCACAGCUCACGCAAAACAACGACGACGCAGAAGAGAGCAUUCCAGUAGGUAGUAACCCUCCAGAGGCCUUGGCGAGGGAAGACAACACAGAUCUGGUCACAAACUGGGUAACCAUGCAUCAAACGUCAAAGUAUUUUGAGACGUUUGUUGAGCCUCUAGAAGACUUGAAGGAAUCGACUUCAGACACUCAAGUGUCCAACUCUAAUGAAGAAGCGGCACAAUCUGCAGAGCUGCCGAGAUCAGCGAGUCCACUUAAGAUGGCGAAGGUGUCUGAAAAUGCAGAACAAGAGCACACGGCAAAAGAUGUAAAUGAGUCAAGGGACAAAAGCAAAGAGGAAACUGUGGCGUCAAACCUUGAGAGCGAUCACUCCGAAGACGGUGAACCGCGUGAGAGAGACACCCUGAAAGUGGAGGACGAGACUGGGGUGAAAGACUUGAUCCCCAAAACAGAGAGUGAACAGAAUGAUGAGGAGUCUGUGAGCAGGCAAGACAUGAGGUCAGAGGAGCACAAAGGAAGCAGGGGAUCUCUGGAAGAAGACAAUGUGCAAGAGGGUUUAAUGCAGGACAACUCUGAGCAAACUGACAUUUCUAAGACUGAAGUGGAAAGCAUUGCAGGUACUCAUCAUUCAGUAACCAGCGGGAGACCCGAGAGUGUCUCUGAGAACCAAACUGAGGAGAAAACUACUGACAAUGCUCCAGAAACACAAACCGCAAUUGAAGAGGUGAAAGAUCUUCUCCCAUCAUCCAAAACAGAAGAGCAUCGCGAAGAUUCGAUCAGUCCAGAAGGCCUCUCCAGAUUAAAAGCGAAUGAACCGAACGAUAGCGUAGAGACGUGGGGAAAAAGUGAUGAACAAAGUCGAGAAGUUACGGAAAUAACUGAUUUCACGACAUCGAAGUCCGACGAUGGAAGCCAGGAGGAGUCCCAGCAUAGAGAUGCGCAACCUAAAUUGUCAGACGGCAGCAUCGACGGAGGCAAACGAGACGUGCGGCUGAUCCAAGACAUCAAACACACUCUCAGUAAAGACCGGCUGAGCACUUUCUCGGUGGAUGAAACACUGUUCGGUCGAAGUUCGUAUCCUUUGCUGACCGCUGUGAGGACGGAGAGUGGACAUUAGGGCUGCAUGCUGCUGAGUGGCACGAAGGUACGGUGAUGCUUUAUUUUACUUUAGUGUACAAGGAAAAACAUACAUAAGAAGUUAUAAAAACGAACAGUUAGACAAUCAGAAGGCUACAUUUAGAAAAAGAAACAUUCGUAGUGAUCAGAAAAAUACAAAGUGAAUACAAGAUGAUUCUAGUGUUGACAGAGGGCCCUCAAGUGUCUUAUGGUUUCUGUGUUUACAUUACAAUGGCUUCUUAAAUAGUCUUCACCCUGCAAUCACCAAAAAGAAGAAGCUGCAUGAUGAGCUUUGACCGCGGUAUAAAAUGUUUACAAUAGACCGUCUCUCCCUAUUGUUGGUAACAAAGAGACGUAGGUUGUGAGAGGUAUCAAGUGCAGCUGCUGUCACCUGUUUCCUGUAAACAGAUACUCCUCCACUCACGCUGACACACUGUUGAAUAAUUCAUAUUUGUUGGACUCCCACAGCUUAGUUUGUCCCAAGUACACUUUGCGUUUCCACUGAUGUUACGGUACCUCAGCUUUGAUCAGAGAUCUGUAAUUGCACUGCGUCUAUGUUAAUGACAGUUUUAGCGCUUUUACAUCUGUUUCUAUGACAUCGAGACAAAAACACAAAGUGGAUAAUUCAUUCGUUAUUGUGUUGCUAAUAAGUCAAAUGAAACUUUAUGAAAUGUCAAAUCUAGGCACUGAGUUGUGUCAUUAUUGCUGCUAACGCUACCUCUUAUUAAAAAAAACUAAAAAACACUUAGUAUUUAUUUGUAUUUCCGUCAUCUGAUUUUAAUGGUAGUGUGGGUUUGUGAGGCUUCAUCAUUUCAUCUGUCAGUGACUGAACAUUUGUGUGAUUUGGCCGCUCAAAAUAAUAAAACACGUGCGAUGAAUAGAGACUUUCUGCUUCUUCUGCUUUUCUUUUCUUUUCUUUGACUUGAAUGAAGAUGUGUGUACAUUGAACAAAUGCACGCAUUGACUGGGAACUUGGAUUUAAAAUGUAUGUAAACCAUGUGCACAAAAACAGAUUUUGCUUUUCAGACAUACAGUAUUUACAAACGAAAGCAUCAACAAAAUGUUUACAUAAUGUACAAACAAACCUAUAACACAAGCCUAGAGAUAUUGGGAACUAACAAUGUAUUAUAAAUUCAUAUACAAGUCAUACAAAUACAGUAUGCUACAACAAACUACAAAUUGUUUUUUGCAAGUUAGCAAUAUCCACUAAUCUAUUGAUACAGUUAUACUUAAAAUGAACUGUCAACAACAGGCAUGAAUGUCUGCAUUAAUAUGGUCAUAUGGUGAUAUUAGUUACUGUCCUCAAAGCUGCCACUGCUGCUGUAAGAAGAGCAGACUCUCAUGGUGCUCAUGGGGUCAGACACGUAGCCUGAAAAAGAGACAAACUGUGACUCACCAUUUAUAGUCGGAUACAUUUAUGAAUGAUAUUGACAUAACAACAUUAGUACUAUUCUACACUUUAACUUUAAAAAGUACAAUAUAUGAUAUUGAAAUGUAAUAGAGAAUAAAAUAAACAAUAAUUAUAAAUACCAACAUUGCAUAAGAAGUCUUCAAAAGCACAUUUGAAGGCGACACUAGUAUACAUGUAUUCUGCAAACAAACCAUUUCGAUCAAUGGGAGAAAACUGCAUGUUCCUUCUGAGUUCCUCCAGUGAAAGGCCUCCGGAUGCUCGACGCCGCUCACUGAAAAAUAAAACACAUAACAAAAUCAACUCUUACUCAUUAAUCUACCGCGAAACAACACCAGCGCAGAAAUAUAUACAGCUUCGUUUACAUGGAGAGAGACAGAUGAGAUGGAGCUAGACAGAAGCAGGAGGAAUUCAAUAUGUAAUGUCCGACCUAAUCGCAGGCUGCUCUCACUUUCUCUUCAGGAGUUCAGUAAUACAACAUUGAUGACAGGUUUGACGGGGCGACCGCGCACAUAUUCUGCACAAUGUUCAUGUUGCUUAGCAAUUGAUAUUUGAACAUUUUGUACAAUAUAUUUAAGAUCAGUGAAAUUUAAACUCCAUGUGGAUGAAUUUACACUUCAUUGGGGAUGUAAACACUCAGAAUGGUUGAGUCUAACCUUUUGAUGGAGCACCAGGGAAUUAGAGAAAAGACAUUGCCCCGCCACAAUAACCCCACCUCUUGUUUCUGGGUUCAUAGCGACUGUUACCAGGCUCCCACACACACACGCACACACAGUACAGAGCCUGAAAGCCAGGCGUCUUAUCGUCGGUCAGAAUGCCAUGCAUGUUUUAUUGCAUUUGCUUUCCUUUUGUUUCCUGCUCAGUAUCCCAGCAACUCCAAAUCCUCACUGUUGCAGUGUUAACUGGUCUGCAUGUUACUGGUAAAACAAUU